AUGGGUGUGGUCGCCGCCGAAGUACCGGCGGACGCCCUUGGGGCGGCUGCCGCCGCCGAGCUGGUAGCGGCCGCUGGGGCGGGUGCCGCCUCAGCCGUCGUGGAGAUAGCCGCGGCCGCUGCGCGGCGGCUAGGGUUCCUGCCGCCGGUCUCCUCCCCGCCCACCCCCGCCGGCGCUGCUCUCCUCACCGCCCUCAUCCCCGCCGGCGCCACUGUCCUCCCCGCGGACUCCGUCUCCUCCCAGCCGGAGCAUCUCUCCUCCCCGCCCUCCCCCGCCGGCGCCGCUCUCCUCACCGCCCUCAUCCCCGCCGGCGCCGCUGUACUCCCCGCGGACUUCAUCUCCUCCCAUCCGGAGCAUCUCUCCUCCCCGCCCUCCCCCGCCGGCACCGCUAUCCACUGCCGGAGUCCCCUGCCCUCCACCGCCCCUCCCUCUGCAGUCCCGUGGAUCUGGCCAAGGUGA
Molecule: messenger RNA, 459 nt
Organism: Brachypodium distachyon (stiff brome)
Lineage: Eukaryota; Viridiplantae; Streptophyta; Magnoliopsida; Poales; Poaceae
Product: UDP-N-acetylmuramate--L-alanine ligase-like
Exons: 2
Coding region: 1-459 (152 amino acids)
Source: RefSeq, a predicted model, not a curated record